This is a messenger RNA of Sodiomyces alkalinus F11, 1515 nucleotides long. RefSeq lists its product as hypothetical. The record is from RefSeq and is a predicted model, not a curated record. NCBI's taxonomy places the organism in Eukaryota, Fungi, Ascomycota, Sordariomycetes, Glomerellales, Plectosphaerellaceae. The coding region runs from base 1 to 1515 and encodes 504 amino acids. The transcript is spliced from 6 exons.
AUGCCGUUGGAGAAUGCCCAAGGUCGUCAUGAACGAGAGGAGAAGUCCAGUCUCCAGUACCGUGAGAAUGCUGAAGCUGUCAAAGACUCGAAGGAGCUGGGCUAUCAGCCUAUCUCUAGUUCUCUACCUCAUAUUGCCGGGCACCCCUAUGAUUUGGUCCCGGCCAUGCCGACCAUUAGAAUUCUGGAAACCUUCUAUCACCACAUUGUGUCCGAGCAUGGUCCUUUGUUUCUGACUGUCUUCAAAGAGGGAGACAAGUGCAUCAACAUCAGCCUUCAGAAUCACAUCCGCAGCAUAUACAAGUCAUCCGUAUUUAUCUUCUUCAUAUCCACCACCCCGAUGGACAACAACAACAGUCCAGAGAUCUUCCACGCCCAAGCCCGCCAGGCCCUGACCACAUUAUGGCGGGACGUGAGCCCUGACAGCAUCCAGUUAAGCCACGUCUGCGGCGGCGCCAACAACCGCAUCAUCGGCGUCACCCGUCCGUCCACCAGGGGAGACGCUCAGAAACCCGACCGCUUCGUUGUCCGGGUCCCGAAUAUAGACGUCGGCUUCCGAGAGACGGUCGCCGCCUUCCUCUUUGCAGACCGCUACACGAAACUGACGACGCCAAGCACCAUCCACUUCGACCUCGGGGACCGCAAUCCCUUCGGACAACCCUAUCUCGUCCAGAAUAGACUCCCCGGAACGCCUGCCGCCGACGUCCCCUUCUGGCGCGACCAUAGGCGCAAGCUCCGCUUCUGGUCCGACUACGGCGCCGUCUUCCGCGAACUGCUGCAAGUCCACAGCAAGAUCAUCGGCGUCUGCGACUUCAGCAUUGUCGGGACCGGCGUCCCGAGGGUGGACAGCCGCGUCGGGGUUCGGGAGUACGGCACCAGGACGGUAUCGCGCCACGUCCCGCUCCCGAGCGUCAUGCCCUCCUCCACGACAGCGAUCCGGGACUACCUCCUCAGGAACUACCGAACCAGCAAAACUACUUUGGCGACUCUGGCGAAUCGUCUGUGCCGACCCUGCCAGCCGAUCCGCCUGGCGCACGUCGAGGCCUUCACCACACUGAUCCACGAGGCGCACAACGACGGCUUGUUCGACGGCAUGCCCGUCACGAUGCGCCACGUUGACCUGUGGCCUUCGAACGUCCUCGUCGCGGAGGACGGUUCCAUCACGGGCGUGCUGGACUGGGAUGAGGCGAGGCUGGAGCCCGCCUUUACGGCGUGUGACCCGCCCGAGCUGUACUGGACUCGCGGGAUGAACUUUUGCGACCAGAAUUCCCAGGCCCAGUGCGAAGAUUUGAAACGAGCCUUCUUCGACUCUGCCGGAGCGGAGUUUUGCCGCUUCGCUCACGACGAGGCCUAUGAAUUGUUGAGAAGAAUCGCCGGGUUCACACCGGUGUAUUGGUGUCGUUGCGACGAGUCCCGCUGGCACUAUGACAUGGAUGAGAUCAUCCGUGAUUGGAAUGAUAUCCGCUUGAAGCGGGUUGGCAGGCCUUCGGAGGUCAAGGUUGUGGUGACCCAGUAG